Messenger RNA from Aspergillus ibericus CBS 121593, 1440 nucleotides. RefSeq lists its product as uncharacterized. The record is from RefSeq and is a predicted model, not a curated record. The transcript is spliced from 2 exons. NCBI's taxonomy places the organism in Eukaryota, Fungi, Ascomycota, Eurotiomycetes, Eurotiales, Aspergillaceae. Bases 272 to 1252 code for a protein of 326 amino acids.
UGAUCUUUCACAUCAAUGUCGCCCUCUGAAGACUGCUAUAAACAUGAAUACACCAUCACCCAACCACACCCCGCUCACCGAGUUUCAUGGUUCCUGCACUGAUGCCUAUACAUGAUCCCUCGUACCCCGAGGCAACUGGCAUGGAUAAGAACUACCAUAAGAUCCUCCUGAGAGUCCUAUGCCAUGAAAGGGAUGCUCUGAUAAAAAUGAACCCACGGUAUUUCAUCACCAGCGACAAUAUAAAUGCCAUUGUGAUGUCUAGAGUCGAUCCAUGACUCGCCACUGCAACCACUCUUAUGGAAAGCCGCAACGGUCUCUUUCAAAGCUGCUAUACCGUGAAGGGAACAUGUAUCGCCACCGAACGGAGACAGCAAUCACAGCCACUUCACCACUGAACUGGAUCAUUGGGCGCCCAUGGAUAUCUAGUCCACGCAUUACUCCGAUAUGGCUGCCCCUUGGCAAGUCUGAUAUUCCAGACCCUUCCACUACUGGCAAACUGUCCAUCGAACAAGGAUAUCUCCUGAUGCUCGAGGGAUCAUUCUGCCUCCACUUGGUUUUCACCGACAGCAUCCUCCGAGGUCAUAAUCUUCAAAGCCCAGUGCAUUGCUUGAGAUUAGCCUAUGCUCCGGUGUGCCUUGAUGCGAACACGAGACAACAGAGUCAACAGCCUGAGACAGGAUCAAGUCCGACCUGGGAGGAUGAGUCCUGUUCUGAAGAUAGCCGGUGUGGCAGAGUAGGAACACCCUAUCUUUCUUAUCUGUAUUUCCAGUCGACAGUGAACUGGCUCAAAUGUCUCGCGACCCCCUCACCAUGUUAUCACUGCCCAUCACCCGAACAACCUCCAACUGCCAGGCCUAAUGUUUUCCUGUCGCGCAUAAGAUGGUACGGUAUCGACCAGUCUGUCUGCAUGCUAUUGUUGCUGCCAUUGUCAACCACUUCAUUCGUCGAGGCGAGUCACAGUCUGUCCUGCCUGCUCCAUCACGUCAUUAAGCGGCUGUCGUACAAUUCACAACGGGAUUGGGAAACGAAGAGAGCCAAAGAAACAUGGCAUGGCAGAUCCGUCAACCUCAAGGCCUUAUCAGAGGGUGAAUUAUUCCGCCGCUCCCGAAAUCCUUACCCCCCUCCUCCCCUCCCCCUCCACCCAUGCAACGGGCAAGCUCUCCAUACCGACUCUCUGCUCUCUCUUCUCAAUCCUUCUCACUUGAUGCAUACCAACUCGCCCGCGUAUCCUCCCGAACAGAACAAAGCAUAACAGCAGAGUCAAUCAAGUCUACAACACGAGACGGACCGCCCGCGCGACCUUAGACACACAAGACCUGGCCAGACUGGUCAGUCGGUCAUCGGAGGAGCAGGAAGAGGAGUUACUGAUGCCAGGUCCUCAUGGAUCUGGAACACAAGGGUGUCAUGGCAUGGUGGGAGGCAUAUCACGGGUGAAGACAU